UGUAGCUCUGAGUCGGUCAGCGAUGCCCUUCGGCCUCAUGCGUAGAGAGCUGGCGUGCGAGGGAUACCCCAUCGAGCUGCGCUGCCCUGGCAGUGAUGUCAUCAUGAUUGAGACGGCCAACUACGGCCGCACGGACGACAAGAUCUGUGACGCUGACCCCUUCCAAAUGGAGAACGUGCAGUGUUACCUGCCUGACGCCUUCAAGAUCAUGUCACAGAGGUGUAAUAACCGUACCCAGUGUGUGGUGGUGGCAGGGUCCGAUGUGUUCCCAGACCCCUGCCCAGGGACCUACAAGUACCUGGAGAUACAGUACGAGUGUGUCCCCUACAUCUUUGUGUGUCCGGGCACACUGCUGCGUGUACAGGCGGCCAGCUCACUGCAGGAGGCGGAGCAUCAGUCAGGGGCGUGGUGUAAGGACCCCCUGCAGUCAGGUGACCGGCUCUAUGUCAUGCCUUGGACUCCCUACCGCACCGACAUGCUGUAUGAGUACGCCUCCUGGGAGGACUUCAGACAGAACCGCGCCACCACCACCUACAAGUUGCCGAACCGUGUUGAUGGCACAGGCUUCGUGGUAUACGACGGCGCCGUGUUCUACAAUAAGGAGCGCACACGCAACAUGGUCAAGUAUGACCUGCGCACACGCAUCAAGAGCGGCGAGGCCAUUAUCGCCAACGCCAACUACCAUGACACAUCGCCCUACCGCUGGGGUGGGAAGAGCGAUAUCGACCUGGCAGUGGACGAGAACGGGCUUUGGGUCAUCUACGCCACAGAGUCCAACAACGGACGACUGGUGGUCAGCCAGGUGAACCCAUACACCCUGCGCUUCGAGGGCACCUGGGAGACCAGCUUCGACAAGAGGCUGGCGUCCAACGCCUUCAUGGCAUGCGGCGUGCUCUACGCCGUGCGCAGUGUCUAUCAGGACGACGACAGCGAGGCCGGCGGGGAUCUGAUCCUUUACGCCUACAACACAAACCGUGCCCGGGAGGAGCCCGUCCACAUCCCCUUCCCUAACCCCUACCAGUACGUCUCCUCUGUGGACUAUAACCCCAGAGACAACCAGCUCUACAUCUGGAACAACUAUAAUGUUCUGAGAUACCCGCUGGAGUUCGGACCACCGGACCCCACCACUGGCCCUCUGAUGACCACUCAGGUGACCAGCACCACUCCAGCCCGACCUUUCACCUCCAGUUCUAGCCCUGCUACCACCCGCCCCCUGGCCCCCACCUCUCACCCCAUUGGUGCUAUCAACAAGGGCCCUGACCUACGGCCAAUCACAGCCACCGUACCAGUCACCAGGCGGCCUCCCCGCCCACCCGUCCAGGGCCCGGAGCCCCAGGUGUGUGAGUCCAGAGUGGCCAGAGGGGUGCAGUGGCCCUCCACCCAGAGAGGAGAGACUGUGGACCGUCCCUGUCCUAAAGGAUCACUAGGCAUCGCCUCGUUCCAGUGCUUGGUGGCUCCGGUCAUGUGGAACCCUCGGGGCCCUGACCUCAGUAACUGCACCUCUCCCUGGGUCAACCAGGUAGCCCAGAAGAUAAAGAGUGGUGAGAAUGCUGCCAACAUUGCUGGGGAGUUGGUGAACCACACACGGGGGCGGAUCCACGCUGGUGAUGUCAGCUCGUCAGUGCGUCUGAUGGAACAGCUGCUGGACAUACUGGAUGCCCAGCUUCAGGCCCUGCGGCCCGGCAACAAGGAGUCAGCCGCACGCAACUACAACAAGCUCCAGAAGAGAGAGAGGACCUGUCGGGCUUACAUCCAGGCGGUAGUGCAGACAGUUGACAACCUGCUGCGUACAGAGGCCCUGGAGUCGUGGCAGGACAUGAACACUACGGAGCAGGCCCACACCGCCACCAUGCUAUUGGACGUCCUGGAGAAAGGAGCCUUCCUAUUGGCCAACAACAUGUACGGCAACCGCUUCACCGACCGGGCCCCCAAUAUCGAUCUGGAGGUGCACGUGUUGAACACAGAGAUGGACCUUCAGGACCUGUCCUUUCCUCAGAACUACGUGAGCGACAGCACCAUCCAGCUCUCCGCCUCCACCAUCAAACAGUACAGCCGCAAUGGCCAAGUCAAGGUAGUGUUUGUUCUUUAUAAGAACUUGGGCUCCUUCCUGUCUACGGAGAACGCCACGGUGAAGAUGGAGCUGGAGGCGGCACCAGGGGAGCGGGGAUUGGCGGUCAACUCCCACGUCAUCGCCGCCUCCAUCAAUAAAGAGUCCAGCAGAGUGUUCCUCACUGAGCCGGUGGUGUUCACACUCAAACACUUACAGUUGGAGAACCACUAUAGUCCCAACUGUUCGUUCUGGAAUUACUCUGAGCGGUCGAUGACAGGCCAGUGGUCGUCUCAGGGCUGUAGACUGCUGGACACCAACAGCACACACACCACCUGCUCCUGUUCCCACCUCACCAACUUUGCUGUGCUCAUGGCUCACCACCAGCCUGAUUACCCUGGGAGGAUGCACGAGUUGAUCCUGUUUGUGAUCACCUGGGUGGGCAUAGUGAUCAGCUUGGUGUGCCUGGCUAUCUGCAUCUCUACCUUUUGCUUCCUGAGGGGCCUGCAGACCGACCGCAACACCAUCCACAAGAACCUCUGCAUCAACCUCUUCAUCGCAGAGCUCCUCUUCCUUAUCGGCAUCGACAAGACCCAGUACCACAUUGCCUGUCCGAUCUUUGCUGGGCUGCUUCACUUCUUCUUCCUGGCUGCAUUCUCCUGGAUGUGUCUGGAGGGGGUGCAGCUCUAUCUGUUGCUGGUGGAGGUGUUUGAGAGCGAGUACUCCCGCAAGAAGUACUACUACCUGUGUGGCUACUGCUUCCCAGCUCUGGUGGUGGGCAUCUCGGCAGCCAUAGACUACCGGAGCUAUGGGACCAAGAAAGCGUGCUGGUUGCGGGUGGAUAACUACUUCAUCUGGAGCUUCAUUGGCCCUGUUUCUUUUGUUAUUAUGCUGAACCUGGUGUUCCUCAUGAUCACCGUGCACAAGAUGACCCGCAACUCCUCUGCCCUAAAACCUGACUCCAGUCGCCUCGACAACAUCAAGUCAUGGGCUAUUGGGGCCAUCGCCCUGCUCUUCCUGCUAGGUCUGACCUGGUCCUUCGGCCUCCUCUUCAUCAAUGAGAACACGGUCAUCAUGGCCUACCUCUUCACCACCUUCAACGCCUUCCAGGGCAUGUUCAUCUUCAUCUUCCACUGCGCUCUGCAGAAAAAGGUGCAUAAGGAAUACAGUAAGUGUCUGCGUCACUCGUACUGCUGCAGCCGUACCUCCACCACCAGCUCCCACGGCUCCCUGAAGAACUCUGCCCUGCGUGCCAACAACCGCUACUACACUGGCAACCAGGCCCGCCACGCUGCCGCACACAGACAGAGUCGGAUCCGCAGGAUGUGGAACGACACGGUUCGGAAGCAGACGGAAUCUUCCUUCAUGGCGGGAGACAUCAACAGUACUCCUUCACUCAACCGUGCCACCAUGGGAAACCACCUCCUGACCAACCCAGUGUUACAGACCCGUACCGGCACCUCUCCCUACAACACCCUACUAGCUGAGAGCUUCACUCCCCCUUCUCCUGGGGUCUUCAACUCCACCGGAACCUUCCGUGACCCAAAGAACAUUCUGUGUAAGGCCCGUGAACCAUGUGGUAUGGACACCCUGCCCCUCAAUGGUAACUUCAACAACAGCUACUCCCUCCGCAGCGUGGGGCCGGUGGGCGGUGGCGGCGGCAGCUGUGACUUCCUGGGCGGGGGCAUGGGGUGUGCAGACACCCCCCCUCCCCUCAACCCCCGCGGGUCUGAAACCCUGGGCGGGGAUGGAAUACGGCGCAACCUGUCUGACGCAGCUGCCUUCGAGAAGAUGAUCAUCUCUGAGCUGGUGCACAACAACCUGCGUGGGGCAGGAGCUGGGGGCGGGGAUAGGGUCUGUGGUAGUCUGGCGAGGGGCCCUCCUCACGGCGGAGUAGGCCGAGGCACGGGAGUAGCUGUGCCAGAGCCGAGCAUCAGCCUGGACGACGACGAGGACUUCCUGUCCAGAGAAGGCGGGGGCCAGAGGACGCCGCAGGACAUGGAGCUGCUCUACAAAGCCCUGGAGGAGCCGCUGCUGUUGCAGAGAGCCCAGUCUGUCCUUUACCAGUCUGACCCCGAGGAGUCAGAGAGCUACACGGCCGACCUCACAGAGAGCCUGGGCCACAGCGGCCACAGUGGGCACAGCGCCGGAGGCCAGGGGUCUGGGGGACAGGGCCCUGACUCUCCCGCCAGGGACUCCCUGUACACCAGCAUCACCAACCUGCGAGACUCGCCCUACCCGGACAGUAGCCCCGAGCCCCUGGAGGUGGUGCCCCGCUCGGCCCAGCCCCCUGAGGAGCUCUAUUACAGCUCUGGGAGGCCCGCCCUGGGGUCUCGAGGAGCACCCAUGCAGACCUUCUACCAGGCCCCGCCCCCCAGGAGGCCCAGUAGGGAGGGGGAGGGGCACCCCGGCCAGGAGCCCACCCACAGCGAGGGAGACGGACAGAUGCAGCUGGUCACCAGCCUGUGACUGGAACCGGGAGGAUGCGGACGGGGACCAAGAUGAUGAGGAUGAGGAUGAAGGCUGGCUGGUUGCCUCCUCAGAACCCGCCUCUCUCUCUUUCUCUCGCUCCUCUCCACUUCCUGCUUGAUUGGUUGCCUUUUUUUCCCUCUUUAUUUGUAUUGAAAGAUGAGCGAGCAAAUGUACAUUUAAGGGGAGUUUCAGCUGUCUCCACGGCAACAGUCUUAUCCUAGAGAACCUCCGCUGUCUGGUGGAGUGAUGGCUGAGUUGUUCUUCUCUGGAACAUUCACCCGCUCUCUCCUUCUCUCUCUUCAACAUCCCCCUUUCUCUUGGCACGCAGCAGACAGAUGCCAAGUCCAGCACUCUGAAUGUACCAAUCCAACAAACCCCUUAUACCUUACUCCUACAGAGCUACAGAUAUUUCUCAACUUAACUUUGUUCAAAGUCCAUUUUAUUUCAUUUCACUGAAUUUCUACAAACAUUCCUCUCGAGAAAUUGGUCUCAUUUUCUAGUUCCCUUUUCUCUUUCCCUUUUUCAUGUUCCAUCUCUCUUUUUGUUCACUCAUCAUUUGCUCGGCGUAGUUAGCUGUGGAGACAGGGGAUAUACUGUAGUAGCCUAUUAUACCAUAGGAAAAAAAUCUCUGAAAGCUACUUCAGUCUUGCCAAAAAUACAUUUUCCCAGCCAGAACAGAAACUGGAGCAUUCGCACACACACACGCUCACUCACUCACAGAAGUGCUUGUUUCUGAACAUCAGACGCAACCCUCCAUCUGAGUAAAAAGAAGCCAGAACAAUUGUUCAGACAAAGGCAGUUGGAGCUGACUAAGAGUAGUUGCCUUUAUUUUAUCUUGCUAUGAACUGACUCUUAUGUACAGAACUAGAGGAGAGACUGAGGAAGUAGGAAGUACACCACAGGACAGGAAGGCUGUUUGAGGGGUCAAGGGUCAGGGGUCAAGAGGUAGAUCUUUAGGACUCGAGGAACGGACAAGGACUUUUUUUUAAAUUUGGGCUUUUUUGUUAUUUUCUUCAGACAUUUGAAAAGUAAAAGACUGCUUUACUAACUUUGAAGAAGAAUAUGUUAUCUUGGUGACUUUCUGUUGCAUCACCCGGAGGGUUAUUAAGGGACAGGUUGUGUCCCUUUAAGAAAGGAUGCCCUCUUCAAUGGAUGUGUCCACGUCACCUAUGUGUGGUUGUGACAGAAUGGACUCUAAAUGUUGGAACCACUUCAGCCGUUACGCAAGUCUAACCCUGUACAUAUGAACCACACAAACUACAGUACUUACUCUACUCCUACCGUGUAAAUACAGAAACCAGAUGAAGAAAAGCAACAAAAAAGUAAGAAAUACUAAAAACUGACUUCUUGUACUGCAACAAAACAACAAAAGAAAAAAAGAAAAUGUUUUGGAGUUUGUGACCUGAAUGAUGCACUCUAUCUCUCUGCCCGUCUUUAUCUUGCUCUCUCACUGUCGUUCUCUUGAGUCAUAACUAGUGCUGUGCCAUUCAGUGAAAAUCUCUCGAACAGAAAAACAGAGAGAGAGAAAGAGUAUGAUGGGUGGUAGAUUUUGCAUACAAAUAAAAACGUUGAAAAAAAAGUCCUGGCACAAUUUUAUGUAAUAUAAUCCAUUACAUGUUGUUAAUGUUUGACCUUUGACAUUCCCAGACAGGAAGUGC
Molecule: messenger RNA, 6177 nt
Organism: Oncorhynchus tshawytscha (Chinook salmon)
Lineage: Eukaryota; Metazoa; Chordata; Actinopteri; Salmoniformes; Salmonidae
Gene: adgrl1a
Product: adhesion G protein-coupled receptor L1a
Exons: 23
Coding region: 23-4516 (1497 amino acids)
Biological process (GO): adenylate cyclase-activating G protein-coupled receptor signaling pathway; cell surface receptor signaling pathway; heterophilic cell-cell adhesion
Cellular component (GO): postsynaptic density; presynaptic membrane; axon
Molecular function (GO): carbohydrate binding; latrotoxin receptor activity; G protein-coupled receptor activity
Source: RefSeq, a predicted model, not a curated record